GGUUCGGGGUGGCGCAGGCGGCCGGGGCGGGGCGGAGCGCGAUGCCGUCUGCGCCGCGGCGGCGGCGGAAACAAUAGUGCGGAUCGUGGCGCGCGGAGCCGGACGGUAAAGAUCCUUCUCUGAGCCGCUCUGGUGCGCAGGACCGGUGCCGGGACAGACGGACGGACGGACAGACGAGACACAUCCCACGCCGUGCCGACUGCCCACAACCCUCGAGUGGCGCCCCUGGGACCCUCUGGUCCGUGGCUGCGGGGUCUCCGACGUGAGCCGACCUUUCCCGGGUGUCCCCGUCCCCACGUGCGUCUUGCCGCAGAGGAGCCGAGUAACCGAGUUAGCGGAACGCCUCCAGGCGCUCGCCCAGAAGUUGGCAAAGGCGCGUCCCAUCGGCUCCUUCUGGCCACCGGGACCGACCCGAAGUUGGUUGACAGACCCGGUGUCUGCCCGCGCGACCCGGGCGGCGGGGGCACUAUGAACGAAGAGGAGCAGUUUGUAAACAUUGACUUGACUGAUGACAACAUUUGCAGUGUUUGUAAACUGGGAACAGACAAAGACACACUCUCCUUCUGCCACAUUUGCUUUGAGCUAAAUCUCGAGGGAGUACCAAAGUCUAGUCUUUUACACACCAAAUCAUUGAGAGGCCAUAAAGACUGCUUUGAAAAAUACCAUUUAAUAGCAAACCAGGAUUGUUCUCGUUCCAAGCUAUCCAAAAGUACUUACGAAGGAGUUAAAACCAUCCUGAGUAAGAAGAUAAACUGGAUUGUGCAGUAUGCCCAAAAUAAAAAUCUGGAUUUGGAUUCCGAGUGUUCCAAAACUUCCCAGCAUCACCUGUUUAAUUUCAGGCAUAAGCCAGAGAAGAAAUUACUCCCACAGUUUGACUCUCAGGUGCCAAAGUACUCAGCAAAAGGGUUAACCGGCAACGCAGGCAGCAUCUCAAGCUAUACGCAAAGAAUCCUGGAGCACAGGGAGGAUACAGACUUUGGGCUUGGUAUAUUGGAAGAUGCAGAUGCAUUGUGGACUCACAGUCGCAACCAGGCACAGAAAACAGAAGAGACAAGUUCUGGUCCAAAGGGGGAUGUCCAGACCCAGAAUCCACGUUACAGCCGAGAAGAACUGAACUCGAUGACUCUCGGUGAAAUAGUACAACUGAGUACAAAGCUCCAACAGCAAAUCCAGGAAGUUUUUGAAGAGUUAACACACCAGGUGCAAGAAAAAGACUCUCUGUCGUCAGAGCUCCAUGUCCGUCACGUGGCCAUCGAGCAGCUCCUCAAGAACUGUUCCAAGUUACCAUGCCUCCAAGUGGGACGGACAGGAGCGAGGCCACACCUACCCAUGAACAACUGAACUGAACUGAACGCCGCUGGGCUCUGUCCUCUGUUGCUCUGCUAAGCCUGUGUACCUAGAAAACAUUGGAAAAAAGUUAUGCUCCAUUUUUAUGGUUGUUACACUUGGAAAACAUAAGAUAAUAUUCAUUAUCUUUAUCUAAUAAAGCAGAUCACUCUAGUCCAGGGUUAAUCAUUUGGCUUCAUUUGGGGACUUUUUCUUAUAAUUACUAAACGCCCCUCCCUUAAACAUACUGUUACAGUGUUUUUAUUGACCAAUUUUUAUUGUAACUCAGCAGUCAAAACAAUAGAAACCCAAUAAGGUCCUAUGUUAGGCUAAACUACUAGAGAUAAUUUUUAAGAGGGAAAUAGAAUUCAUAAUAUCACCUUAUUUAUGAGCACUAUUUUAAUAUAAAAUUUUAUAUAUAAGAUUGCUAUUUUGGGUAUUUUUUUUUCAUUGUCUUUAUAAGUCUGUAUUUGAAUGGCCAUGUGUAUUUGCACUUCGUCGUGUGAAUAUGUCCACCUCUGUGGAGAUCACUGCAUUUUGGCGAUACAGUGUUUUUAUAACUGUUGUCUUUCUUUCCAAAGAUAAAUGUGUUUGGAUAGUAUUUAGAGAAGCAGUCUACCUAGUUGAGGCGUUUUAACUACUAACAGCAUACGAAGUGGAAUUUACCGCUCUUUUUAAAGAAAGUAUAUAAGUAAAUAAAGCACAUUAUUGUUUUCUAACGAAAGCAAUGCUGAAUUAGUUUAGGAAGAAAAUACUAUUCUAGUUUUUAUGUGUCUUCAUAAAAGUAGAGGCUCCACCCUGCUCCUUAAUUCUCAUGACUUUCUUUGAUGUGUUAGUUUUGGACAAAGUAGGUCAACUAUCUUCAAACUGAACCCAUCCUCCUUUGGGGGGAAAAAUUAAAUUAUUAUGUGUGCUACUUCACAUGGAGUUCCAAUAAUCUGUUAACUGUCCAAAUUCUGCUAUCUACAUCACUGAAAUUCAUCCAAAAAAAAAUAAAAAUAAACUAAAAAAGAAAGAAGAAAAACCACUUUAAGGUAUUUUUCUAAGUUUUAAAAUCUAAAGGGUUAGAAGAUUACAGGACAAAAAAAAAACAUUCAAAUCAAGAAAAAGCAUAAUAUUAUAAGCUACUUUGGUUUCAGAUUCUUAACUAAUAAGUUAUUUCAAGAUAUUAGAUAUGUUUCCGUGACAAAAUAAAGGCUGUACUUCAUCCAAAAUUAAGAUGGUUGUCUUUAGCUGGUACUUAGGAUAUAUUUGUGUGGUUGAUAUUUUUUGCUUGCAGAAAUCUAAGGAAAGAAAGCCCAUUGACUUGCCAGCCUCAUACGUAAAGAUGGUUUCUGCCUUGAAGUUAGCAGUCUGUAUCUGGGCAAGGGUCAGACUUUAAUAUUGAACAUAAAUAAUAUUUGACUAAGCAAACAACUGCCUCACUGUAGAAAAAGCACCUUUUCCUAAUGCUAGGAUGUACUCAACUGUCCUGGCUGAAUAUGCAUUAGUCAAUGUCCCAUUGGUUUUGCUUUGUCCUGAAGAAAACUUACCUUUGAAGCUUCUUGGAAGGAGUUUUUGAAAAAGAAAAAAAAAAAAAAUAAUACUUUUUAGUUUCUCUCAGUUCUUCGAGUCAUCCAAAAUGAAUUUAAAAUCCGGAGAGCGGAGGUGAAUGCAUUGCCUUAGUUUUGAUAAGCUGUAAACUGAAUGUGUGCAAUAUGGAAGGUUCCACAUUCACAAGCUGAGUGAAGACGUGUCCUGAUUAUGCCAGUAAGUGGUUCAGUGCUUGGUUGUUAUGGUUACAGUACAGUUUGACUGUACUCCUGCCCAGCAUAACUCAUUAAGCAUGGCAGCGGCCGGUGUAUUGCACACCCUUGGGCUUCUGUCUGGAUGAUGGAAAGGCAGUGGGGGCAGACAUAAGAGUGUGAGAGAGUCAGCACUUGGUAUGUGCAGUACUCAGUGUGUUCCUAUCACAGGAGACCUACGGUGCAGUCCUAAACGCAACCAGUGUUACCCAAAGAAAAUGUGUGCUUAUCUCUUUAAGGAGUUCUCUGGCAAAUGCUUAGUUUGCUAGUGAGCUGGGGUUGAUUGGGAUUCCUCCCAUGUACUCUAAGGUGUUAACUGGGACCUCUGAUUCAUUUCUUUUAGGUAUUUCAUGGGAAAAACCAAAGGAAUGGUGCUCCUAAGUCUCUAUCCCUGGUGCUGGUAGUAACACUCGUACUCAUUCACGUGGGUCUUGCUGGAGUAUACUACUUUGUAUAAUUUAACUACCAGUUACUUGUUUGGAUUUUGUUGUUGUUGUUGGCAGUGGUGGUGGUGGUGGUUGCUUGCUUGCUUGCUUGUUUUAACACAGGGCCUUGCUACAUAGCUUUUGCUAGCCUAGAAGUGUCUUUGUAGACCAGGUUGGCCUGGAAUUCGUAGCAAUUCUCCUGCCUCAGGAGGAGAUCUAGUGGCGUGAUUCUGGUGCAUAUCCUACUCCUAGUUUGUUGUGCGCUCUUGAUUUGAAUAUGCAAUUAUUGUAUAUGCAAAAAUAAGGAUGGGAACAGAGUUGAGGUCCAAUUUAAGGAAAUAGGAACGUUCACAAGUACUGGUUUUUCUAUUUGGUUCUUUCUAAAACAGUUGUGUGUUUUGAGAAAGUUCAGAAGAAACUUCACACAUGACUUCAUUUUUUAAAAACAACAGAAGAUGUACUGCUCGAGAGCCCAUCCGUCUCUGAGCUGCUAUGAGGAGCAAAGUGAAAUUUUGUCAUACUGGAUUUCAUAGUUAAACACAAGCAUAUUUUUUAAAUCAGAAGUCAGAUGUGAUUUUUUUUAACAUGAUUUUUUUUUUUUUAAGAUUAGUGUUUUUAUGUGCCUAGCAUAUAUCAGGCCCUGGGUUAUUAAUUCCUGUCACCUUAGUAAAUAUACAAAGGUUUUGCUUCUACUUUUGGUUCUAUUAUGUUGUCCAGGCUGAGCUUAGAGGUGAUCUUAGCACUUCAGCCUUCUGAAUGGGGGGUGGGGAGGAUGGCGGAGGAUUGACUCCACUGCCAUGCCUGGCUUAAAUUUUCAUAUUGUCCAUCCUCGUAGCAUUUCUCUGGAGAUUAUCACCUUAUUCUCUUAUUAAUUUUUAAGUUUGUUAUUUGGAACAGGCAUUCACUUGACACACCGUGCUGAUGAUGUAAACAGUCCAUUUGCAUUUCCUGUGCAAUUUUUCCAUGUGAUAUUGGAGUAAAGGGAAUCCCAUGCGUUUCCAAGUGCCAUGUUUGUUUCACCCUAGAGUGCCCAUUUUUAUAAACAUUUAAUGAUAUUUAUAAGCAUUAAAUGAUUAUUUCUCAACAUGUGUGCAGGCUGGCAAGUGAUUUCGGGAACAUGAUUGAAGCAGAUUCCGUUGCCAUCUUGAUAAGUAGCUUGUGAUUUCAUGGGCUCUUGCUAUAUUCUAUGUACCAUUGAAAAAUGGCUUUUACCAUUUUGUUUGUAUAUAUAGAACCUACCUUUGUGUUUAUUCUGUUGAAGACUGUCAGGUUUGUUUUCUUUUUCAAAGUCAUCCUUUUGAUGUGCAUGUAUUAAUGUGUACCAGUUGGGGUUUUAUUUUGUUUCUUUUUUUCACGAGAAAUCUGUUUGUUAGUAUGGAGUGGGCAUGCUCCAAACUCAAGUAGGAAUUUUAAAGAUCUUGCUGGCUUUGUAAAGGGUUCAGAUGUGUGACCAUGCAAAAUAGUUACGUGGACAUGAACUACUUUAAUGGUGGCGUAUGCCAUUCCUUUCUUCAUGAUUUGUUUGCAUUGUUUGGAGGAGUUGUUUGUUUGCUUGUUUUACUUUUUGCAAGUUCAUUUACUGAGGAAUGUUACUAUUGUUCACACUACACCAAGAUGUGUGGCUCUUUUAAAACUUUGUAUGUAUAAAAAUUUUAUAUGCCCACUAUUAAGAUAUGACCCUAAAGCAGAGACUUGAUUUGAUUUGGGUCUGAUUCCAGUUUUACCUUGAACAGAAUUUUUUUUUUCUGAGAAAAUUUGAUUUAAAAAAAAAAUCACUAAAGGACAGAGUCCUAAAUAAAAUACCCUUGCAAAGUUAAGCUUUGUGGUUCGUAAGAGCUUAUCUGCUGAAGUAACCCGACUCCGUGGGGAAGGGAAGGUCAUGCUAGUCUAAGAAGAGUAUGACCUUUGCCCUUGAUUUCCCUAAUUUCAUUUGAUGCCCCUGCUGAUAUCAGCCUUUGCCUGAGCAACCCCAGGCCACACCCACCUUGACGGGAACCCAUCACUUGGGUGGCGAACGAUAAGAUUUUUAACAUUUAAUUUGUAAAUGUUUUCGCUGAUAUUUUUAGUUUAAAGCAGGCUCCGUUAUAAUUAUUCAGCAAUUCCCCCCCCCCCCACACACACACACACACAUUCUAAGUUUACCGAGUGAAGCAAAAUGUCCUGGAGAUGGACCUGUCUAAAGCCGCCUGUGCUGCCAAAUAUAGCUUGGCUGUUUGGUUUGGUUUGGUUUUCUUUUUCUUUUUCCCACUCUACUGCCUCCAGAAGAGGUGGCUUUAAAAAAGUGUUAAGUAGUGGCGUGUGUGUGUGUGUGUGUGUGUGUGACAGAGAGAGACAGAGAAAUGUUGCUUUAAACCUUGCUGCAUCUGCAGCAGCCCUUGAACUUUAAUCUGUGCUGUUGGAAACUUCUUUUCAACAAUUAUGCUGCCAUUUAGAAAGCGAAAAUGAAACUGCUGCGGUCAAAGCUAAGUUUGUCUCCAAAAAAAAAAAAGUUUCCUUUGGUCAUAGUCUGGGUUAUAUGCAAUUUAUAUAUUUGUAUUCUUCUUUGAAAUUGUAACUAGAUAAGCCUGUCUACGAUUUUUAACUUUACAAGAAUAAAACAAGUAUUUUGGUAGCUA
This is a messenger RNA of Arvicanthis niloticus (Nile rat), 6150 nucleotides long. The record is from RefSeq and is a predicted model, not a curated record. Lineage: Eukaryota; Metazoa; Chordata; Mammalia; Rodentia; Muridae.